Messenger RNA from Xiphophorus hellerii (green swordtail), 1631 nucleotides. RefSeq lists its product as uncharacterized. Gene Ontology annotation, biological process: regulation of autophagy. The transcript has 2 exons. Bases 256 to 1026 code for a protein of 256 amino acids. NCBI's taxonomy places the organism in Eukaryota, Metazoa, Chordata, Actinopteri, Cyprinodontiformes, Poeciliidae. Gene Ontology annotation, cellular component: mitochondrion. The record is from RefSeq and is a predicted model, not a curated record.
AGAAGCAGGGAAGGAGGGCAAACCAAAAGUAAGCUAUGGAGAGAGGGGGAGUAAAGAGAGAGGAGGAGGGAUGUGUGGAGGAGAUAAAUCUCCAUUCAGCCUCUGCCUCUGCUCAGAGACAGCUGAUGCUUCAGAGCAGCACUACUGGAUUCAAGCACAGGAGCUGAAACAAGGAAAAACUGACUGAUUCAGAUUUCAACUGCAGCGAAAAGAAAGGAUUAAAGGGACACCAACAGCUGCCGUCUGUUACCAGAUAUGCGGCCAAGGUCAAGACUGCUGAGCAAGAGGAGAGUUAUGCUGCCCACAAUCAGAGAGGGCAUGGAGGAGAUGGUGAAAGACCUAAAUGAAGCUAACACAUUUCAUUUUGCUGACAACACCCAAGGUGUCUCAUCAGAGGACUACUUUCUCUCCAUCUGUCACCUGGCCCGCCCCACCUUUCCUGCCAGAGAUGUUUUCCCCCAAAGUCAGGAGACGGUGCAGCAGAGACUCAUUGCGACUGCUUUGUCUCCGCUGGAGUUUAGUCUCAACGAGGAGGAAAAUGGCAGUGGUUCACUGCAGGCGGAAGAGAAAAAACUGAACGCCGAGCUUAUGUGCUGCAACUCUGACCCAUUGGAGUAUCUCUAUGGAAAUCAGAAUAACCUUAUAGCCCUUCCAGGAAGGGUGAGGAAAGCAUUUGUUAAGGGAAGGUUGGCAGGUCAACAUGGAGAAUUACUGGAGGGCCCAGCUCGAAGCAGAGCAAACAGCAUCCCCCACACUUCAAGCCCAGAUUUACCAUUCCAGCGCAAGAGCAGCUGCCCUGAAAUCCUCUCUGACAUCAACACCUCAACUGCAAGUAGUUGCCCAACACACAGCUUACCCAGGUCAGAGGUCAGGAGAGUCGGACCAGUGGACAAAGGAGAAAAAGGAACAAGAUUCAAUCCAGCCACCCAACAAUCCUUAAUCUCCCAGUGGAUCUCAGAUUGUCGGUCAGCAUGGAGAGAGGCACGUCUUCGGGCCUGCAUGCUGCCUGCUAUUGCUGAAGUGUAGCGAGUGCAGGGACAGUGACUGGAAAAUUCCUGAAAAAUAAACACAGAAUAUUUUUCAAGCCAGAGCAUGAGACAUUCAGGGCAGAGCUGGUCCCAGGUCGUAACAGGAGCCGAGGUAAAAUGCAAAACCAGUUUUCAACCAUAAAGUGGGAACCAACAAACCCAGUUAACAGUACUCUCAGUGAUGUUUUCACAUUCACAAGCUACAGGAUAAAACCUACACUGACAUGAUGAAGCAUAUUCCCAGCUUUGAGACAAACAGUGGACAUGAAUAAAUCAUGAGUAGUUAAUCAUGAAUUUGUUUAAAUAAAUGGUUCUACAAUUUAUUUUGCAAUUUAUUGAUUUUUCAGCUAUUCUUUAUUGAAACUGAAGCCCCCACGUGAGCAAGAGACCCAAAGCAGCUUAUGCCUCAGACAGGCUUUGAUUCUGACAUAUGUAGAAAUACAUGUUUGAAAACAUACAGAGGAAAAGAAAUGUUGUCAAUGUUUCAUACUCUUAGUGUUUGCUGUUGAUCUUGUAAAUACACGAACAUGGACCAAGCUUGUUUUAUAUAUUGUGUGUAAUGACUUGUAAAGCAAAACAAAUAAACCUGUCUUUUAAUAUGCA